Molecule: messenger RNA, 3081 nt
Organism: Cadophora gregata
Lineage: Eukaryota; Fungi; Ascomycota; Leotiomycetes; Helotiales; Ploettnerulaceae
Exons: 7
Coding region: 827-2383 (518 amino acids)
Biological process (GO): transmembrane transport; carbohydrate transport
Cellular component (GO): membrane
Molecular function (GO): carbohydrate:proton symporter activity
Source: RefSeq, a predicted model, not a curated record
CCAAGCAACCAAGCCAGCCACAACCCAAACAAGCUCACAUGCCAAGGUCAGAGAAACGAAAGGUUCGUGAAAUUCAGUAUCAGAAGCGGCGAAUUCAUUGGAACAAAUGUGGAGUUCGGCAGGCUCCAGGAAUUUGUUUGUGGUCAGAUUUUCCCGUCCCGUGGAAACGCCAUCUCAUCGCUCCAGAUCAUAUCCGUCUCAUUUCGCUAUCCAGUGGAACCAAACAUCUGUCUAGCAUACGCGGUUCUGGGGGUUCUCCAGGUGCUCCAGAAUGACCAAAUAUUGGGUUGCCAAGAUCAGGAUUGGUGCAUAAUUCGAGUCUUGGGGCCCGUGGUUUGCGCCUCACAGUUGCGUGCUUCUUCUUGGGCGCUGAUUUGCGGAAGAUCUAUCUCCAAAGUUCCGUCAUGACUUCUCCGCAACACCACACGCCACACCGGCUACAGUAGCGACAGGGUGAACUCCCUAGCUUUCUUGCGGGCUCUUCACGCUUUUGGUCCUAGUAGAUCCGGGGGUACGGUAUCCUGGCAUUCUAGCAAGUCUAGCAUUGGCUGCUGGCCCUGUUAUCUCGGCCAGAAGCAAGGGGAGCUACCCCAGUCGACUCAGUCAACUCUAGGUACGGUAGGUAUGGGAAAGUUGGGGUAUUGCACGUGAAGGUUGCUUUCCCGUGUUGAGAUAAAGAGGACUGCUUUCCCCAGAUUGAUCCUGCUUUUCCCUCCUCAUCGGACCUGGGAUCUUGCAUUGAAAGACCACAGCCCGUCUUCUCCUCGCCUCCAAUCGUCAAAUCCGCAGCUCGUUCGGAAGAGUCGAAGACUCUGGUUCAGUCAAGAUGGUUCACAAGACUAGACUUUACAACUGGUAUGCGGCGUUGGUGGCUGCAGGAUGUAUGGUCUUAUACGGCUACGAUGCAGCAGUGUUUAACGCUGUGCAAGCAAAUAAGCUUUGGCUUGCUUGGAUGAACUUCGAUGUCAAGAGUCCGAAUUCUAACUUGCUUGGUCUGAUCAACACGUCGUACUCAAUUGGAGCAAUUGUGUCUGGAUGGUUUAUGGCUGGUCCUAUCGCCGACUGGCUUGGACGUAGAGCAGGAAUGGGAAUCGGAUGCUUCAUCACCAUCAUCGCUACCGUCAUUCAAACCUUCACCCCUCACCACAAGCUCGGUGUCUUUAUCUUUGGACGGGUCCUGAUCGGUAUUGGCCAGGGUAUAGCUCUGACCGCAGGUCCUGUCUAUAUUGGAGAGAUCACACCUCCUGAGAUCCGUGGAAAGGUCAUGUCCUUCUGGCAGUUGUUCUACUCGGUCGGCUCUUUCAUUGCUUACUGGGUUAAUUAUGCUUGCGGAAAGCAUAAGGUAGCCUUGGGAGAAUGGAGCUGGAAGAUGGUUGUUAUCUUCCAGAUGCUCGUACCCAUCAUCAUCAUCUGCCAACUUCCAUUCAUGCCAGAGACCCCUCGUUGGUACAUCAGACAUGGGGAUCGCAUUGAGGACGCUCGUCGAUCGCUUGCCCGAGUCCGAGAUACCGAGCAAGAAGUUGAGGACGAGAUUCUCGCCAUUCGAGAGGCCAUCACCUUCGAGAAGGAAGUCAUCUCUAACUCAUACUUCGCACUCUUCAAGGAUGCCUCCGUUCGCAAGCGACUCAUGCUAGCGUUCGUUAUCAACAUUGGACAGCAACUUUCUGGACAAGGUACUCUCAACUCGUACAGUUCUACCAUCUAUAAGAAGGUUUGGACCUCACUUGACAAGAUCAAUCUUAUCAACGCACUGAACGCCACCAUGGGUAUAAUCUUCACCCUUAACGCAACCUGGACAGUCGACAGAUUUGGUAGAAAGUUCUUGCUUAUCGUCGGAGCUAUUGGUAUGGCUUGCUGCAUGCUGAUCGUCCCACUCAUUGGUAUGGAGACACCAAAUACCCCACAGGGUGGAAAGACGGAGCCAGUUGGAACUGCUAUUGUUGCAAUGCUGUUCUUGUUCAUCUUCUUCUACAAGCCUUCAUGGGGUGCUACUGUUUGGAUUUGGACUUCAGAGGUCUUCUCCAUGAACGUUCGUGUCCAGGCUGUCGGAAUGUGUACCCAAAUGCAAAAUGUGGCUCAAUGCAUCUUCAACCAGUUCUUCCCCACUUUCUACAAGAAUUGCGGACUGAAAUCAUUCUUCUUUUUCAUGACAACGAACAUCUGCCUGGCCAUUUUUGUUUGGUUCAUGAUUCCAGAAACCAAGGGCACUUCAUUGGAAGAGAUCGACGUUCUCUUCGGUGGCGCAAAUCACACAGAGAAAGGAGCAGAUCUUUUGCACGUCGAAGAUGCUCACCACGCUCAUAUCGGUGUUGACAACGUCCACCACGACGAUACUAUCGAGACUAUUGAAGCACACCCUGCUUCCAAGGAGAUCAAGAUUUGAAGUGAAGAGUGCAGGACCCAUGUGUCAGAAAGAGCCAAAGGAACACAGAUUUGAAUCGUCAACCGGCAGGCAUGGUGCCUGAAGCAUCAUAAUCUUCGGAUAUAUGUAGUGUAAUUGAAUAUAUGUCAACCUGUACUCUGCAGAUUGAUAGGUGAACACUGUAUGGAAAUGAGCACCUGAAUUUUGAGAAUCCCAACGGCGAGUUGGCACGUCGUCUAAUCUCCGCACCAGAUCCUCUGCCUUCUCCCCCGUACGUAUUGUAAAAUUUGCUCACAUGGCGCCCAUUUUCGGCUAUAACCCCGAACUGAGAGAUGCAGCUGAGAGUCACCGGUUGCCCCAGCCACCUCUUCAUCCAUUGCAAGGCGUACAUCUCAAAAGCUCGCUCGAGCGCAGUGUUUCCAAUCUGCCUCUCAAACACUAUCAUCCAAUCAUCCUGUAUCCUCUGUUUUGUGAGCAUACUGUCGUGACUUUCAAAGACCUGGCUGUGGUUGGGGAAAGCUUCCAGCCUCUGUCCUGGGCGAAAGCUUCUCUGUUCAACCCGCACCACGCUACUCGGCAGCCCUGAUCCGACCCCCAAUCCCAUUGCUCGACUUACUGUUGAAGCAUCAUCAACCCCGUUUUGGGCUAUCCCAACGCGGAGUCUGAUCUGCUAAUUGGCUGCCAACUGUAGGGGACGUGUGCCUCUUGCUGGAAUCCCC